Molecule: messenger RNA, 2997 nt
Organism: Argiope bruennichi
Lineage: Eukaryota; Metazoa; Arthropoda; Arachnida; Araneae; Araneidae
Product: zinc finger protein 583-like
Exons: 3
Coding region: 940-1860 (306 amino acids)
Biological process (GO): regulation of transcription by RNA polymerase II
Molecular function (GO): RNA polymerase II cis-regulatory region sequence-specific DNA binding; DNA-binding transcription factor activity
Source: RefSeq, a predicted model, not a curated record
GCUCGAUCCUCUACUGCGUCCUCCGUUUAACGCUAGUCGAUUUUAGCCGAAUAUGAUGCGUCUGCUUCGCGGAAAGAAUUUUUACGUUUCAUCUCUUUGUGGAAGGAUCAUUUGAUCAAUUUCAGUCUACUUCAUAAUUAUCUGGUGUUUACUGAUACAUUACUGAAAGGAUUGCACUUAAAAGCUGUAUGUGAAAGAAUGCAACCACCGAAUCAUUUGUUGAAUUCCAAGAUUGUGUUGUCACAAACGUAAUGGCAUGCUAAUGAGAAAAGCUGAUAAAUCAUCACAUCUCUCGGAAUAAAAGUGGCAACAAUAAGAAAGGCUUGACUUACCAAAGACACUAUGCCAACUUCGACAUGCAACAUAUCUUGAUGAAAUCGGGAAUCAUGAAAUAAUAAAUUCCCCAAUGCAUGUUUAGAAAUUUUUAAUCACGCUUUAAUUUUUAUUACUGUAUGUUACUCACAUACAAAAAAAAGAGGAAUUUUAUUCUUAUGACCCAUGUUAUAAAACAAAAAUUACAUUCAAAAGAUUCCAUACUGAUUCACAUAAUGAAGUAAUUUCAUUUUUGUCAUUUACAGACAAAGGAAUUAAAUUGUAUUCGUCGUGAAUAUUUUAUUGACAAACUGGAAUUAAAGUGACAGGCAGAAAGAAUAGUUUUGAGUUAAUUUUCUCAUUCCCUCUUAAUGUAGAAACUAUAUGCUUGCAAAUUUUGUGAUAUUUCCUCAGCUUCCGAAUUUAAAGAAAUAUUUGCUGAUUCAUACUAAAAAGAAACCAUAUACAUGUGACGCGUGUUGUAAAGCAUAUUUUCAACGAUCACAUUUAAAAAUUCAUUUGAUGUGGCAUACGAAUAAGGAAUCCUACGCUUGCAGCUGUUGCAACAAAGUCUAUUGGGUUAUUUUCAAUUUAUAAAGACAUUUACGGACGCAUACACAAGAGAAAAUGUUUACAUGCAAGUUCUGCAAGAAAUCUUUUGACCGGAACAAAACUUUAAUAGUGCAUUUACGUUUGCAUACGGGAGAGAAACCAUAUACAUGUGAAAUUUGUAAGAAAUCCUUUUCGAAUAAGCAAAAUUUCAAAGGUCAUGUACAGAUCCAUGCACAAGAGAAACCGUUUAAAUGCGAGCAUUGCGAGAAAGCCUUUAACCAGAAUAGUAAUUUAAAAGUACAUUUACGUGUGCAUACGGGGGAGAAACCGUAUAAAUGUAAAUUUUGUAAGAAACGCUUUUCAACUACCGGGCAAUUCAAAACACAUUUACGGACGCAUACGGGAGAGAAACCAUAUUCCUGUGACAUUUGUAACAAAUCCUUUGCGGUUACUUCACAUUUAAAAAACCAUGUACGUACGCAUACACAGGAAAAACUGUUUAAAUGCGACUUCUGCGAAAAAGCCUUUUCCCAGAGCGGUUAUUUAAAGGUACAUUUACGUUUGCAUACGGGUGAAAAACCGUAUACAUGUGAAAUUUGUAACAAAUCCUUUUCGGAUAAGAAAAGUUGCAAGCAACAUUUACGGACGCAUAUACAAGAGAAACCGUUUAAAUGCGAGUUUUGCAAAGAAGCCUUUUCCCGUAACAGUACUUUAAAAGUACAUUUACGUCUGCAUACAGGAGAGGAGCUGUGUACAUGUCAAAUUUGUAACAAACCCCUUUCGAAUAAGAGGAGUUUAAAAACGCAUUUACGUACGCAUACGGGAGAAAAACCGUAUUCAUGUGAAAUUUGUAACAAAACUUUUUCGGAUAAGAGAUGUUGCGAGAAACAUUUACGGACGCAUACGGGAGAAAAACCGUAUUCAUGUGAAAUUUGUAACAAAACCUUUUCGGAUAAGAGAUGUUGCGAGAAACAUUUACGGACGCAUACGGGAUAGAAACUCUUUCUUUGCGAGUUUUGCAAGAAAGCCCUUUUACAAGAACGUGGAUUUACAAAUACAUUUACGAAAGCAUACGAAAGAGAAAUCGUACGCAUGUGACUUCUGUAAUAUAAGAUAUUCUCAUUCCAUUUCUUUGAAGAAACAUUUGCCGAAGCAUAUCAUAGAAAAUGAAUGAAUUAUGCACUUGUGAUGUUCAAUAAAGCACUUGUUAUUGUGAGAACUUUACCUCAUCUUAAAAAGAAAGACUGAUAAUAAUGAUUUUUUAGUAAGUUAAACGUUUCAAAAAACAAGGACCAAAAAAAGCUUAUUAUUGUGCUAAAAUAUAUGAAAUAAUGUCUUCUAGAUUUCCAUUUUAUAUUGCCAAAGCCCAUAAUGCAUAUUCAUUGUUAUUUUACAGGGAAAUUCUUUUACUGAAAUGAAUAUUCUAACUUUGCAGGGCUAUUGAAGAAAACAAAAGAAAGAAUAUUCUUGUUGUUCACCCGAAAUGACGAAUAGUCGUUGGAAAUUUAAACAAUACAGUUAUAAAUGUUCAAUAGAAGCACUUCCAGGACACAAGAACAUUAUCAAGACGAUACGAUAACUCAUCCAUACCCUUUCAGUUUCUCCAAUUUCAUGCUUUGAAAGCCUGCAGAUACGCAUAUUUCAAGUUUAUCAACGUCAACUGAUAGUGGGGAAUAAGCACCUGCACUUUGUUCUAGUCCCAGAUUAGUUUAUUAAUGUGAAUAUGUUGUUGUUUCUUAUGGCAUUUGCCAUGGACAAGCCCGCUGUUGAUGACAGCCUGAGAGGGAGGGCCUCUUGUUUUUAUCGUAGAGCCACGGAGGGUCAAGAGUACGACUUCACUACUACGGGGCAUAAUUCAUUCUCGCAUUUCAUUCACAGAUCGUCAUUUAGACCUGAAUCAGAGAACGAUCACCCUGAUCCAGUACCCCUGAUCCAGUACCACCGGUGGACUCUCGACAUGGAGGACUUUGUGACCACGACAGACGCGGGGAAUCUUCGGCCGGCGGGGUUCGAACUCGCAACCUAAGGGACGCGAAUCCGACGCUCUACCAACCAGGCUAUCCCGGCCUAAUGCGAAUAAAAUUUUGUAAUUUAUUGAAGAGUAUUGCAAAUUAAAGUAGUACUUCCCUUUUA